AUGGCAGAAAGCGAUGUCGAGUUGUUACCUCUUGAAGGUGCCACUAGUGCUGUAUGGAGUCAUUUUGGAUUCCCAGCACGCAAUGGGAAGAUUCUUGAGUCAGACAGAAAGAAACGGCAGUUUGUGCACUGUAAGCUCUGCCCAAAGCGGAUAAAGUACAGUGGCAACACGACGAAUAUGCGUUCGCACCUCUGGGAUACACAUCGCCGAGAACACAGCGCACUCCUUCAGGAGGAGGAGGCUAAGCGAAAGUUGAUGCCACAGCGUGGAAGUAAGGAAGUGCUGGAGUCUGGGCAGUUGUCGAUCGCCGAGGGGUUUACGCGCGGCCAACCUCUAGAUCGGUCAAGUCCUCGGUGGGCACAGAUAACAAAAGCCGUGUGUCGUUUUGUCGCCAAAGACAUGCGACCGUACUCCACUGUCAACGAUCGUGGGUUUCGGCAUUUGCUGCAAGUGCUUGAACCACGCUACACCCCGCCUGACAGAAAGUUGCUUGCUACCAAGUACAUACCUGCACUGUACGAGCAGGAAAAGACACGGAUCCAGCAGAAGAUCGAGGGUGUAAAAGACUUCGGAUUGACAACAGAUAUUUGGACGUCCCGAGCAAAACAUGCAUACACAAGCCUCACUAUCCACUACAUAGACGAUACAUUCCAACUCCAGAGCCAUCUCCUAAGUACACGGGAAUUCCCAGAGUCCCGCAAUGCUGAGAACAUCAACGACGAAUUGCAGGAGAUCAUUGGCGACUGGGGAUUGACAGAGAGUGGGAUUGCUGGGAUCACAACCGACAAUGGAAGCAACAUCCUUGCUGCAGUGGACCUACUCCAGUGGCCUCAUGUAUCCUGCUCCAGUCACACACUGCAACUUGGAGUGGAGAAGGCCAUGAAGCUACCACAGGUUGCAAAAGCACUCGCAAGGCGUAGACGUUUGGUCAGUCACUUCAAUCAUUCAGCUAAAUCAAGCUACCUGCUCAAGAAGAAGCAAGAUGAUCUCCAUCAUGUGAAGCAUAGCCUCAUUCAGGAUGUCGUAACACGAUGGAACUCAGCUUACUACAUGGUGGAGCGUGUGCUUGAGCAACAGCAACCCCUUUGUGCCGCCCUCUUUGAGCUACGUAAGGAAGAUCUGAUGCCGUCUGACAGUGAAUUCAGUGUCAUGGAGUGCUACAAGGAUGUGAUGGAGCCACUAGUUGAUGUGACUAAGGCUAUUGGGGGUGAAAAGUGGGUGACCAUCUCGAUCAUUAGGCCACUUCUGCACAAGUUGCUUAACGUGCACCUCAAGCCAGCCACAGCAGAUUCACGCCUGGUGUGCAUGAUUAAAGAAUCAAUUUGUUCAGAUCUGCAGGAUCGUUAUGUUGGUAGUGCAUUGGACUUGUUGACGAAGGCAGCAUUCCUGGAUCCAAGAUUCAAGGCUCUUCCUUUCUUGAAGUCAGAGAAGAGACAACACAUAGUAUCACUUAUUGAGGAGGAUGUAGAAGAACUUAUCAACUCUGAGACCACCUCUACACAGUCUACUGAGGCAGAGGAAGCUGAACCAGCAGUCAAACGACCCCCAGAUUCUGAUGGUCAUGAAGACAUCUCUGCGAAAGAAAAGGCUCACAUUGAAGUCUCCAAGUAUAUUGGAGAAGAUGCAACAUCAGACAAUCCAUUGACCUGGUGGAGUCGCAACAGCACCAGAUUCCCCAAAGUCUCUCGUCUAGCAAAGAAAUACCUCUGCCUUCCAGCUACCUCUGUUCCCUCAGAGCGUGCUUUCAGUACAGCAGGCCAUAUUGCUAGUGCGAGACGCUCUUGUCUUCUCCCUGAGACUGUAAGCAUGCUUGUCUUCCUUUCAGCAAACCUUCAGUAAAACAUGUAUAAUUAUUUCUUCUCCACUGCUAUGUAAGUAUCUGCCC
Messenger RNA from Corticium candelabrum, 1885 nucleotides. Its product is annotated as E3 SUMO-protein ligase ZBED1-like. The record is from RefSeq and is a predicted model, not a curated record. Gene Ontology annotation, cellular component: nucleus. The transcript is spliced from 2 exons. NCBI's taxonomy places the organism in Eukaryota, Metazoa, Porifera, Homoscleromorpha, Homosclerophorida, Plakinidae. Gene Ontology annotation, molecular function: protein dimerization activity; DNA binding. Gene Ontology annotation, biological process: regulation of transcription by RNA polymerase II. The coding region runs from base 1 to 1839 and encodes 612 amino acids.